Messenger RNA from Sinocyclocheilus anshuiensis, 3309 nucleotides. RefSeq names its product sodium- and chloride-dependent GABA transporter 2-like. Lineage: Eukaryota; Metazoa; Chordata; Actinopteri; Cypriniformes; Cyprinidae. Gene Ontology annotation, molecular function: gamma-aminobutyric acid:sodium:chloride symporter activity. Bases 62 to 1720 code for a protein of 552 amino acids. The transcript is spliced from 14 exons. Gene Ontology annotation, cellular component: plasma membrane; cell projection. The record is from RefSeq and is a predicted model, not a curated record. Gene Ontology annotation, biological process: sodium ion transmembrane transport; nitrogen compound transport; amino acid transport.
CGAAUCACACACACACACACCUACAUAAGCGCUGACAGACACAGGCAUAAACACUGUGAGAAUGGCAGGCUCCUCCACCAGGCGGACAGGGAACCAACAGGCUGAUUUAAGUCCCGAAGAGAGAGGCCAAUGGGCAAACAAGAUCGAAUUUCUGCUGACUGUGGCCGGAGCUAUAAUCGGGCUUGGAAAUGUUUGGAGGUUCCCAUAUCUUUGCUAUAAAAAUGGAGGAGGGGCUUUUUUCAUUCCAUAUGUCCUGUACCUGCUCACUUGUGGUAUCCCGCUUUUUGUGCUUGAGACAUCUUUGGGUCAGUAUACAAGUCAGGGAGGCAUCACAUGUUGGAGAAAGGUCUGUCCUCUUUUUGAAGGAAUGGGUUAUGCCAGUCAAAUUAUUAUUGUCUAUGGCUCAAUUACCUACAUCAUCAUCAUAGUCUGGGCCUUCCUGUACCUCUUCUCAGCCUUCAGUGUGGAACUGCCCUGGGCCAGCUGCAGCAAUCUGUGGAACACAGAUGCUUGUACUGUGCUUAGUGGGAAGAAUUCUAGUUCAGGCUGGACAUCUCCUCUUAAUGCUUCUUCCUCUGUGAUGGAAUUCUGGCGUCACAGAGUUUUGCAACUGUCCAGUGGAAUACAUCAUUUGGGCACAGUAAGGUGGGACUUGGCUCUUAUUCUCUUACUUGUUUGGAUCCUGAUCUACUUCUGCAUCUGGAAAGGCGUGAAAUCUACUGGGAAGGCAGUCUAUUUCACAGCAACAUUCCCUUACGUUAUGCUCCUGAUACUGCUCUUACGAGGGGUCACUUUACCUGGUGCCGUCAACGGCAUCCACUACUACAUGUACCCAGAUCUGACACGGCUAGCUGACCCACAGGUAUGGAUGGAUGCUGGGACUCAAAUCUUUUACUCUUACGCCAUAUGUCUUGGAUACCUCAGCUCCCUUGGAAGCUAUAAUCAGUAUAACAAUAACUGUUAUAGGGACUCUUUCUACCUCUGCUUGCUGAACAGCGGAACCAGUUUUUUAGGUGGGUUUGUCAUUUUCUCUGUUCUGGGACACAUGGCACAGGAGCAAGGGGUGGACAUAUCCCUUGUGGCCGAGUCUGGUCCAGGACUGGUGUUUAUAGUGUAUCCUCAGGCAGUGACAAUGUUGCCAUGGUCUCAGUUCUGGGCUGUGUGUUUCUUUAUCAUGAUCAUCCUCUUGGGCUUGGACAGCCAGUUUGUUGGACUGGAGAGCAUAGUGACAUCAGUGACAGACAUCUUUCCCACGGUAUUGAGACAUGGUUUUAGAAGAGAGCUGCUGCUUUUAGGGAUUUGCCUUGUCUGCUACCUGAUGGGCCUCUUCAUGAUCACAGAGGGUGGUCUGUACAUCAUUCAGUUGUUUGAUCAUUACGUGUGUAGUGGAACCACUCUCCUGUUCCUGGCUACAUGUCAGUCUGUGGCCAUUGGCUGGGUAUAUGGUGCUGACCGAUUCUAUGAGAACAUAGAAGACAUGAUUGGCUACAAACCUUGGCCAAUGAUGAAGUACUGCUGGCUCUAUGUCACCCCCUCUGUCUGCGUAGGACUUUCUGGGAGUGUCUCCAGUUGGCUUGCACUCCAGCAGAGGAUCUACCUCAGUCUCAGAGACCCUCGGCACAUCAUUAUACUCUGUCAUCCUGUACAGACAGAGAAAAGACCCCAGACAACCUUUAAUGUUCAACUGCCAUUACAUCAAUUGUACCUAUAUAUUAAAUAGCAGUUCAGUCAAUUAGUCUUAAUGGGAAAAUUGAUUAAGUUUUUGAUAUUGGAAAAAAAAAAAAAAAAAUUUGUUACAGUAUGUGGCCUAGUGAGAGGUAAACUAAUAGAUUAAAAAGGCAAAAGUAAGACAACAGCUGAUACAACUGCAUAUAUCCUUCCUUCUGCAUAAAGUUAAUAGUGCCUUGUUUUAUAUAAAACAUUUAUUUAUGGACUGUAAUCUAUUAGUGCUGAUUGUGAGCCCACCUUUUUACAAAAUACUUUUAAAAAAGCAAUGAUUAUUUGUUUCAUAGCAAACACUGAAUCUUGCCUUUACAGAUGCAGAUACUUUUACUUUACAAACACAUACGGUACAUGUAUUGCCUUAAAGCAGAGCGGCCAUAAUGAAACAAAGCAGUCAUGCAUUUUGACAGCUGGGUAUUCUCAGGGGACAGCUUAUUAGAAUUUUUCUUUAUGAUUUUCUCAUGCAAGUUAACCUGCUCUGAGAUAAAUUGAGCCUUCAGGCAUUGUUUUUAUGUGAUCCAUGGUAAGAGCUUUAUUGAUAUUUCUUUCAGUGAUAUACAGUGUUUCACAUACCUUGAGGGCAUUAUGUAAAAUGUGCUUAAUCAGCACCAAGGUUUUUGGAAAAUACAAGUCAUGGACAGGGUGACAUAUGCAUUUUUAUAGUUGUAUGUUUUGAACUAUGUUGUCUUUAUAGUAGUUUUUAAACUCAUAUUCUAGUAUCUUUUUAGAUUUAUUAUACAUGUAAAACAAAAACAGUAUAAAUUAAAAAAAAAUUAAACAUGUAUCAGAAUAUGUAGUGGAGGAAUCUUUUUAACAUCCUUCAGAUUAGUCUGUAAAUCAUACGUAUCUUUAUUUAUAUAGAAGUGUGUUUCAUGCAUUUUAGAGAGACAAUGUACAGACUGAAGAGAGAAAUUCUUUUUAUUUCUGUCUGGUCAUUUUCCCAAUCUCCCAGAUGAUAAAAAGCAAUGCUUUCAAGUAAUUUAUACUACUCAUAGGCAACAAGCACCCAUUUUUAAGCCCCAACAAUAAUAGGAUUUUGUGGGUCAUAACCUCUAUGGCUUUGUUUACUUUUUUCCAUAGACACAGAUUAAGCUUAAUCCAGGAUAGCUGCAUUCUGAAAUGUGGGUUUUCCAUAAAAAUCCUUUGAAGUCUAGGAUCAUAAAACAUCUGUCCAGAAAACCAGGAUUAUGGUGAUAUUGGUUCCAACUGAUGUUCUGCCAAAAUAAGUCACUGCUAGGCCAUGUUGUGUGUGCUAUUUCUGUUUAACUCUUUUUAGAGCUUUUCACCUAACAUUUACUCAAUAUACAGUUUUAAAUAUUGAAUAUUUAAUAAUUAGCAUCACUACCAGGAGUUAGAAAAGACACGAUUUAUGAUUGCAUAUUCUGUUGGUGACCUUGUGCUGUGCCAUGAGUAAGCUUUAUUUCUAUAUUUGAUAUGAGAAAUUGUAUGAUCAAGUUUUCUCUUGUUCUGUUUCAAAGAAAGCUUUUCAAAUCUAUGAUCAACUAAUGCAGUGUGACUGUGCUGAAAUCAUGAUUGUCAUCUCCAAUUACAUCUCCAAAUAAUUCUUAACCUUUCUGAGUCAUUUGU